AUGGCGCUAGGAGGAGCCUUCAGCAUCUUUAUGGCACUUUGCUUAUCUUGCCUGCUCAUCCUGAUUGCUUGGAAGAGGACCAGUAAGGGAGGAAAGCUGCCCCCUGGCCCCACACCAAUACCAUUUUUGGGGAACUUCUUACAAAUCCGCAUUGAUGCCACAUUUCAGUCCUUCCAGAAGCUCCAGAAAAAAUAUGGCUCUGUGUUCACCGUGUACUUCGGUCCAAGGCCAGUGGUUAUCUUAUGUGGACAUGAGGCAGUGAAGGAGGCCCUGGUGGACCAGGCAGAUGACUUCAGUGGCCGUGGUGAAAUGCCUACACUAGAGAAGAACUUCCAAGGUUAUGGAGCUCCCAUAGAUCCCACCUUCUACCUGAGCCGCACUGUGUCCAACGUCAUCUGUUCCGUGGUCUUCGGAAAACGCUUCGACUAUCAGGACCAGCGUUUCCAGAGCCUCAUGAAGAUGAUCAAUGAGAGCUUUGUGGAGAUGAGCAUGCCCUGGGCACAGUUAUAUGAUAUGUACUGGGGAGUCAUGCAGUAUUUUCCAGGAAGACACAACUACCUCUACAACUUGAUAGAAGAGCUUAAGGACUUCAUNGCAUCCAGGGUCAAGAUCAAUGAAGCAUCCUUUGACCCCUCAAACCCUAGGGACUUCAUAGAUUGCUUUCUCAUCAAGAUGCACCAGGAUAAAAGUGACCCACACACAGAAUUCAACCUCAAGAACUUGGUUCUCACCACCCUCAACCUCUUCUUUGCUGGCACAGAAACUGUGAGUUCCACGUUACGGUAUGGAUUCUUGCUGCUGAUGAAGUACCCCGAGGUCGAGGCCAAGAUCCAAGAGGAGAUUAACCAGGUGAUUGGAACACACCGUACCCCAAGAGUGGAUGACCGGGCCAAGAUGCCCUACACUGAUGCUGUCAUCCAUGAGAUACAGAGAUUGACAGACAUUGUUCCCCUGGGUGUCCCUCAUAAUGUCAUACGGGACACACAUUUCCGAGGCUACUUCCUACCCAAGGGUACAGACGUGUAUCCCCUGAUUGGCUCCGUCCUUAAAGAUCCCAAAUACUUCCGCUACCCAGAUGCUUUUUAUCCUCAACACUUCCUGGAUGAACAGGGGCGCUUCAAGAAGAAUGAUGCCUUUGUGGUCUUUUCCUCUGGAAAGCGCAUCUGCGUUGGGGAGGCCCUGGCGCGCAUGGAACUCUUCCUUUACUUCACGUCCAUUCUUCAGAGAUUCUCCUUACGUUCUCUGGUACCUCCUGCUGACAUUAACAUCGCUCACAAAAUCUCAGGCUUUGGCAACAUCCCCCCAACUUAUAAGCUCUGCUUCAUGGCCCGCUGA
Messenger RNA from Mus pahari (shrew mouse), 1335 nucleotides. RefSeq names its product cytochrome P450 2G1. Lineage: Eukaryota; Metazoa; Chordata; Mammalia; Rodentia; Muridae. Gene Ontology annotation, cellular component: cytoplasm; intracellular membrane-bounded organelle. Bases 1 to 1335 code for a protein of 444 amino acids. Gene Ontology annotation, biological process: xenobiotic metabolic process. Gene Ontology annotation, molecular function: iron ion binding; heme binding; oxidoreductase activity, acting on paired donors, with incorporation or reduction of molecular oxygen, reduced flavin or flavoprotein as one donor, and incorporation of one atom of oxygen. The transcript has 8 exons. The record is from RefSeq and is a predicted model, not a curated record.